This is a messenger RNA of Crotalus tigris (Tiger rattlesnake), 1483 nucleotides long. Its product is annotated as protein ZBED8-like. The transcript has a single exon. Lineage: Eukaryota; Metazoa; Chordata; Lepidosauria; Squamata; Viperidae. The record is from RefSeq and is a predicted model, not a curated record. The coding region runs from base 491 to 1411 and encodes 306 amino acids.
AUAAAAUUGUCAAGGUUGAGAAACACUGGGUUUGUAAAUAGAACAACACAGAGUGGUAAAUCAUAGGAAACUUUAAUGAACUGUUUUGACUGAACUAUGCCAUGUGUCAUGUUUUGUAUUAUUGAAGCUAUUGUUACAUAUUUUCACUAGCAAACCACUCAAGACAAUGGAUCCGAAGAACAUCAGGAAAAGGAAAUAUCGUGAGGAUUUCCUACAAUAUGGCUUCAUGUCUAUAUAUACAGCGGGAAUCGAGAAACCGCAGUGUGUACUUUGUUCCAAAGUUUUAUCAGCAGAAUCAAUGAAGCCUAACAAACUUAAAUGACAUUUUGAAAGCAAGCAUCCAAGCUAUGCUGGCAAGGACACAAACUAUUUCAGAGCAAAAGCUGAUGGACUGAAGAAAGGCAGAUUUGACACUGGUGGCAAGUACCACAGACAAAAUGUAGCGGCCAUUGAAGGGUCAUAUUUGGUGGCACUCAGAAUCGCCAGAGCCAUGAAGCCUCACACUAUUGCAGAGGAGUUACUGUUGCCAGCGGCCAAAGACCUUGUUCGAGUUAUGAUCGGAGAUGAAUUUGUGACAAAAUUUAAUGCAGUUUCCUUGUCCAAUGACACUAUCCACAGAAGAAUAGAUGACAUGUCUGCUGAUAUUCUUGAUCAGGUAAUCCAAGAAAUUAAAUCUGCUCCACUUCCAAUAUUUAGUAUCCAGCUUGAUGAAUCUACAGAUGUUGCAAACUGUUCCCAGUUACUGGUUUUCGUGAAAUAUAUUUACGAUGGUGCCUUUAAAGACGAGUUUCUGUUUUGCAAACCUCUUGAAACAACAACUACUGCACGUGAUGUAUUUGACAAAGUUGGUUCAUUUCUGAAAGAGCAUAACAUAUCUUGGGAAAAUGUUUGUGGUAUUUGCACAGAUGGUGCUCCAGCUAUGCUAGGAUGUAGAUCUGGAUUUCAACGUUUGGUAUGGAAUGAGUCACCGAAAGUCAUCGGAACUCACUGUAUGAUUCAUCAGCAAAUAUUAGCAACAAAGACGCUGCCACAAGAAUUACGAGAAGUAAUGAAAAGCGUCAUAAAUUGUGUCAACUUUGUAAAGGCAAGCAGCUUAAACACAAGAUUGUUUUCACAACUGUGCAACGAGUUGGAUGCGCCAAGCAAUGCUCUGCUAUUUCAUACUGAAGUGAGAUGGUUGUCGAAAGGAAAAGUUUUAAAACGUGUUUUUGAGCUUCGUGAUGAACUCAAAACGUUUUUUAUUCAGAAAGAAAGACCGCAGUUUGAAGCUAUUUUCAGCGAUAACAGCGAACUGCAGAAAAUAGCUUACUUGGUUGACAUCUUUGCCAUCUUGAAUGAGUUAAAUUAUCACUGCAAGGACCAAAUGCAAUGUGCCUUGAUUUGUCUGAAAAGAUCCGAUCAUUCCAAAUGAAACUGCAGCUUUGGCAAAAAAAUUGGAUGAAAAUAAAAUUUUCAUGUUGCCUACCUUAUCUACUUUCUUUGA